GCAAAUGGCAUAGAGCCCCUGGUUUGGGGGAAAAGGGAUCGGAAAGCACAAACCCAGCAGCGGCACUCUUCUCUUCCCUCUGUCCCCCAUCUAUCUUAUCCUCUAAUCGUCUUCAACUAUUGUGGCCUUAUAUAUUGCACACAAUUCCCUUCCCACUGCUGCAUCAGAUCGAGAGAAGAGAACUACAAGCUACUUCCUCUUUGCACUCGGGAGGCAUUGAAGAGAUGGGUUGUACAAGCAGGGCUUGUGUGGUGGUGGCAGCGAGCAUGAGCGCGGUGGAGGCGCUCAAGGAUCAGGCGGGGCUGUGCCGGUGGAACUACGUCCUCAGAUCCCUACAGCAGCGGGCGAAGAGCAGCAUGGGGUCGUUGUCUCAGGCCAAGAGGACAUCUUCCUCCGUCGACAGGAGUAGGAGAGGGUGGCAGGCGGCGGCGGAGAAGGGGAAGCAGUCGGAGGAGGCGCUGAGAACAGUCAUGUACUUGAGCUGUUGGGGUCCCAAUUAGAGGAUCCUUUUGCUUCAGCUUACUUCUCCACUGUAAAUUAUCCAGCUUUGAUGAUGUAUAUUCAUCAACCAUUUCUUCUGAA
This is a messenger RNA of Musa acuminata AAA Group (dessert banana), 582 nucleotides long. RefSeq lists its product as uncharacterized. Lineage: Eukaryota; Viridiplantae; Streptophyta; Magnoliopsida; Zingiberales; Musaceae. The record is from RefSeq and is a predicted model, not a curated record. The transcript has a single exon. Bases 225 to 500 code for a protein of 91 amino acids.